AGCGGCGCUACGGGAGCAAGCGGAGAGCGCAAGUAUGGUGAACUAGCGCAAGCAAGCGCUUGUGACAUUUUUCGUAGCGCCUAUUGCUGUUUGCUGUGGUGCUUCCUUGGUGUUUGCUGUGGUUUGCUUUUUUUGCCUCCAACCGUGGUUGUCUGCUAGUUACCGUCGCGCUGACUGAGCACGAUGACUACCGCGGCGGCGUCAACGUCCGAGUUACCGUCUACUUCAUCAAAACUGGAUAAACCAGAUAUAGCUACGACGACACCAAAAUCCGCCAAGUCGUCAAUGGAAACGAUGUCGCCCAGCAGCAAGGUGUUCCAUUAUGGCAUAGAGGAAGUACCCUACCACCAGGAACUGAACUCCAUCAUUGAAGAGAUUCGUUUUGGCGUGACCGACGUAGGGAUGUCCAUACUUCCGUCAAACGAACUGGCCAGCUACUUCAACUUGCAGACAAAAGAGGAAAAGCGCAUGUGCAUUAUGAUGUCGCGGCAAGGGUUCCAAGUUGUCGGCAAUGACUACAACCUUCGGGACAUUGAAGAUGGACAGUGCUUCGAAACUGUUGAUGCUCUUCUAGACUCUCUAAGCCCCACUUACCGUCGGCUCUUCAAUGAAGCAUUGACAAAAAAACUUCAAGAUUUGCAGAAGGACAGUCAGAGCAUUGAUGAAACGUCAACAGGAGGCACCGACAAAUAAGUUGUUGCCCCAAGACAAGCCUUCACCACUCACGGGACAUGCUUUUUAGUAUUCACCUGUGCCAAAUGAGCCACCUUGCUGUUUAUUAACAGAACAUUAUGGCUUUGGUGCUAUGUUGCAAGUGGUGCCUUUGUGCCAAUGAGUGUUUUAAGAAUGUAUUCUAGUCAAGUUCAGGCUUCUGAAUCUCACCAACACAUACGCAUUUUUAGACACUGCUUGAUACAUUCCGAGCAGUAGAAAUGUGAAGUACAGCACAAUUUUGCUUGCCUGUAGUGGUAAUAACUUAACACAUGUAGAGGGUUUAUUUCACAAUUCCAGUUACUACUGCACAGAAUCAUUUUGGUUUUGGAUGCCUAUUGGCAUUGUGUGCAGCUUCAUGAAGUAUGCAAAAUAACCUUGGUGGUAAACAGCACUCAUUAUUCUGGUGCUAGCAUUUCGUAUUUGAUAUGCUUGCUUGUACACAUAAAUUGGCAAUCGGCAGAUUUAAAGCAGCUCCACCGGUUUGAUGAAGCAAUUGUCUUCAAAGCCAUUCAAGCACCAAGAAUUGUCUUCCAAUUUUUUUUCCUGAAAUAAACAUUGAAUAACACAGAA
Dermacentor andersoni is the source of this 1284-nucleotide messenger RNA. Its product is annotated as GSK3-beta interaction protein. Gene Ontology annotation, molecular function: kinase regulator activity; protein kinase A binding. Gene Ontology annotation, cellular component: cytoplasm. NCBI's taxonomy places the organism in Eukaryota, Metazoa, Arthropoda, Arachnida, Ixodida, Ixodidae. The record is from RefSeq and is a predicted model, not a curated record. Gene Ontology annotation, biological process: regulation of canonical Wnt signaling pathway.